ACGACCGCUGCACCUACAACCACAAUAACUACUCCAACGACUACGACAGCGGCUCCAACAACCACUACAGCUGCAAUGACUACAACAGCUGCACCUACAACUACGACAGCUGCACCUACAACUAUGACAGCUGCACCUACAACCACGACAGCUGCUCCAACGACUACAACAGCUGCACCUACAACUAUGACAGCUGCACCUACAACUACGACAGCGACUCCAACGACUACAACAGCUGCACCUACAACCACUAAAGCUGCUUCAAUGACUACAACAGCUGCACCUACAACUACUAAAGCUGCUCCAACAACAACAGCUGCACCUACAACUACGACAGCUGCGCCUACAACCACUACAGCUGCUCCAACAACAAUAGCUGAACCUACAACUAUGACAGCUGCAGCUACAACCACUACAGCUGCUCCAACAACAACAGCUGCACCUACAACUGCGACAGCUGCACCUACAACUACGACAGCUGCACCUACAACCACUACAGCUGCACUUACAACUACGACAGCUGCACCUACAACUACGACAGCUGCAGCUACAACCACUACUGCUGCUCCAACGACAACGACAGCUGCACCUACAACUACGACAGCUGCACCUACAACUACGACACCUGCACCUACAACCACAACAGCUGCUCCAACGACUACAACACCUGCACCAACAACCACUACCGCUGCCCCAACAGCCACAACAGCUGCACCUACAACCAUUACAGCUGCUCCAACAACAACAGCUGCACCUACAACUACGACAGCUGCACCUACAACCACGACAGCUGCCCCAACGACUACAACAGCUGCACCUACAACCACUACAGCUGCUCCAACGACUACAACAGCGUCUCCAACAACCACU
Molecule: messenger RNA, 870 nt
Organism: Periophthalmus magnuspinnatus
Lineage: Eukaryota; Metazoa; Chordata; Actinopteri; Gobiiformes; Gobiidae
Product: mucin-2-like
Exons: 1
Source: RefSeq, a predicted model, not a curated record